UAUCGUCGGCGGCGGCUCUAAUCAGCCAGCGACCACCGCGCCACCGCCACCGCGGUUCUACCACUGAUUAGAACACGACUGCAACGCAGUCCGUAGUAGUAGCACUAUUACCGCAGCACCGCAGGCACCGUCGAGUAGACGACCGUAGUUCAAGUCUGUGCUCGGUGCAGUCUCCGAGUCCGUACCGCAGUCAGAGUAAUCGGCCCGGUUGGUACCUGCUUACCGCGGCGAAAACGCGCGUACGACACAACUGGUGGCUCGGGGCACAUGGUGUUUGAUAACGUUGCCAGCAGAGUUCCGCGACGACAGUGUUCUUCGGUCGGUUAGUUUUCUCGUUAAAUUUUUUUACGUUUUACCUACCCCUCGUCGGUCGAUCGCCGAGGAAUGCCUCCGGGAGUCUCGAAAACCGUUCGUUCGUAGUGUGAGUUCGGUCGCCGUGACCCCCCGAGUGACGACGGUAAUAUCGUCGUCGUCGUCGUCUUCGUUGUUGUUUGUGUUGUUAUUAUCAGGUAUCAUUGGUGACUGCUUUAUCCGACUACUUGUACCGCCGUGCGCCGACCGACGAUCUGCUCAAAUGGCGAGAUCGGACGACCCGUACAAAGAAGGAUAUCUCUACUUUCCGCCUCACGGAGUAUUAUCGCAGCUAAAGAAAUCCUGGCAGAAACGUUAUUGUAGAUUAUUCAAAUGGAGUAAACACGGUAUAGAUCGUCUUGAAGUAUUUGAUGGUAUUGAAGACCAGAAAUCUUCAAAUAUUGCCUCUAUAAUACCCUUGGAAAGCUGUGUGAAAAUCACACAAGACGCUCAAAAACAUCAACCUAAUGUGUUCGCGGUUUGGACGAAAACCAGUGUUCAUCAUUUUGCUGCAAAUUCUGAACAAGAGAUGACUGACUGGAUAUGUGCUUUGCAAGCUGUAGCAUUCGGGGAUAAUGUUUCGAGACAAACAAUUGAAGAAGACAAUGAUUUAUAUUGUUCAUCUGGAGAUGCUGGUGUUUUUAGUGUUAAAUUAAUAUCAUCUGAUGCCAGUGAACGUUGCGGUUUAAAAGAACAACCUUAUACAUUAGUCAUUACUCCUGUCGCCUUACAAUUACGAGAGUCUGAUGAAAAUGAUACACUACUUCUAACAUGGCCAUAUAGAUUUAUUCGAAGAUAUGGUUAUAGAGCUGGUAGAUUUACGUUUGAAGCUGGUCGAAAAUGUGCUAGCGGUGAAGGUGUGUUUCAUUUAGAACAUUCAAACCAACAGGAGAUAUUUCGAUGCAUUUCAUCAAAAAUGAAAAGUAUGAAAAAACUAUUGAAUGGUGGUGGUGAUGUAACAUCCAUCAUGUGUGGUGAUAAUCAAUUCAGAGCAGCUUUAUCUAUGAUGGCCCGUUCUCGAAGUCCUUUACCACCAUCACCCACCAGUACUACCCCAUUAAUUUUGGACAAUGACUUUAAUAGUUUUUCUUGUUCAAUCAAACCUCUUAUGCCUCUACCAACAUUAUUAGUACCUCCAACUUCAUCUCCACCUCCACCACCACUAAAACCAAAGCCAAAGGCAAUUUUGUCUAAGAAGCUUCCUACUCCUUUCAUGAAUGACCCUUUCAAUGAAACUAAAGAAAUAGGAUCACCAGAUGCAGCAUAUGAAGAUGUUCAAGUGAGAAAUGAUGCCUGGAGGACUAUGGGUUUAAAUGAUUCAAAUCAUUGCGAAAAACCUUAUGCUAGUAAUACUAUAAUAUCUGAUGAUGGUGCUGAACAUUAUGAUCAUCUACAACAUUUUGGUUUCAUAUCUAAAACAGCACCUGGGUAUAGACAAAUUCACCCUAUUGCUUUAACUACAAAACACAAAUCUAUUGUGAAAGCAGAUACUGUGAUGUUGCCUGCUCGAAAAGCUGACGAUUCACAUUACGGUUAUGGUACUAUUAAUAAAAAAAACUCGACCGAAGAAAAUCGCUCAAAUAAUGAGUCUUUGGAUUCUGUAGCACACAAUGAAUUGCAAUAUGCUAUGGUCUUCAAGCCUAAUAAGGUCUAGUCUUAUUUUUAUUAUUAUAUUUUUUUUUUUUUUUUUUCAUUGAUGAAAAUCAAUUUUAAAUUUAUAUAUUUUAUAUUAUAUUUUCCUAUGUCUAUACAAAAUGUCAUUUAUUUAUUACAUAGAUUCUGACUUGGAAAAAAUUUGUAUUUUAUGUCACUGACUACAUCACAUUUAGACAUUUUUGUUAGUAACUUUAUUUUACAAUGUUUAAUUUUAGAGUUUCUUAUAUUUGUUUUAUUUAAUUUAUAAUAAUUUUUAAUAAUAUUGUACGUGCAAUAAUCACAGUGAAAAAGAUUUAUAAAUAUUUAUUUUAUUAAUAUGUCGUAAUACAUAUAUAUAUAUGAGUUGUUCUGA
This is a messenger RNA of Aphis gossypii (cotton aphid), 2359 nucleotides long. RefSeq names its product docking protein 2 (gene Dok). Gene Ontology annotation, cellular component: cytoplasm. The record is from RefSeq and is a predicted model, not a curated record. Lineage: Eukaryota; Metazoa; Arthropoda; Insecta; Hemiptera; Aphididae. The transcript has 4 exons. Bases 575 to 2005 code for a protein of 476 amino acids. Gene Ontology annotation, biological process: cell surface receptor protein tyrosine kinase signaling pathway; positive regulation of MAPK cascade.